Molecule: messenger RNA, 1698 nt
Organism: Cadophora gregata
Lineage: Eukaryota; Fungi; Ascomycota; Leotiomycetes; Helotiales; Ploettnerulaceae
Exons: 2
Coding region: 1-1698 (565 amino acids)
Cellular component (GO): nucleus
Source: RefSeq, a predicted model, not a curated record
AUGGUUGCCGGCCCACCAGCCUCCGCGUUCACGCGACUUGAACGCGCCAUCCUCAGCCUUGUCGUCCGCCUCCAACAAACAUCUGCACUCUCCACCUACAACAACCCGAUUUGCAGACACCAACGCGCAAUGGCUCACUCCGAGAAAGCAAUCAUUGACGGGAUCUACGCCGCGAUCAAGUCCCUUCACUCCGCAGAUCCAGAAACCCUCACGGUACGCAAUGUUCGCAAUAAAGCCGAAGCAGACUUGGGCAUCGAGGCUGGCCUCCUCUCCAACGAAUCUUGGAAGGACAAAUCCAAGAAAAUAAUUAAGGAUUAUGCGAGCGAAUUGGCCGAUGCGACAGAAGCACCAGAAACUCCCGCACCCAAGCCCAAAGUAGUGAAGAAAGCUGCGCCCGCACCAAAGAAAGUUACUGCUCCGAUCAAAAAGGCUACGAAGAGAGCUGCUCCGGAACCGAAGGCACGCGCCACAAAGCGACAGAAGAAGGACGAUACGCCGAGCGAGGAUGAGACGUCUGAGCUUUCUGAAGUUACACCAACGGAGGAGAGCGAGGUGGAGUCUGAAUUCGGUGACUCGGAAGAUAGCGACGCGCCAAAGAAGAAGAAGAAGAAGAAGGGACCCAAGGCGAAAGGCAAGGGGAAAGCGGCAGCUCCAGCUAGGAGACAAUCGAAGAGCAAGGCAAAGGCUGACUCUGAAAGUGAGGAUAUUUCAGAGGAGGAGUCGGAAGCCGAGCUUAGCAUUGAGGACUCGGAUGACAGCGAAGCACCCAAAAAGAAGAGCAAAGUGAAGCCCAAGAGUAGGACGCCAGUCAAGCACCAAUCGAAAAGUAAGGCGAAGGUGGUGGACAGUGAUGGGUCUGAAGAGGAGGUUGACAGCGAUGCCUCUGCACCGAAGAAGAAAGCUACACCAAAGAAGGCAACACCCAGGAAGGUGAAUAAAGCCGUAGUAGAGUCAGAUGCCGAAUCGGAAGAUGGGAAAGAACCGGCACCUAAAUCUGUACCAACGCCUAAAGACAACCCCAGAGCCGCAGAUUCGGACGCAGAGGAUAAGGACAAGCCAGCAUCCAAGCCAGACGCAGGAUCUGAUUCAGAAAUGUCCAUCGUACUCGACCCAACUCCAAAGCCAAAACGCCAACGUCCCCCCAAAGGCGAAAAGAAAGCCAAAGCCUCCAAGGAACCUAAAGCCAAAGCCGCUUCCAAGGCCAAGUCUACCGCAGAUCUCUCACCAGACGAAGUACAGAUUAAGACCCUACAAUCCCAACUCGGAAAGUGCGGCAUGAAGAAGAUCUGGCAGUUUGAGCUCAAGCAAUACGGUGACGACAGUAAAGCCAAAAUCCGGCAUUUACAAACCAUUUUGAAGGAUAUUGGGAUGACGGGACGGUACAGCGACGCACGGGCGAGGGAAAUCAAGGAGAUGAGAGAAUUACAGGCGGAUUUGGAGGCUGUAAAGGAGGGUGAGAAAGCUUGGGGAUUGGAUAGUGGAAGGAGGAGUCGUAGCGCGGCUAUGAAGAAGAGUCUGAAGGAGCCUAGUGAUGAGGAUGACGAGGAGAGUGGUGAGGAAGGCGCUUCAAAGAAAAGGAAGUCAAGGAGUGCAAGUAAAGAGAAUGGCAGUGAUGCGGAUGAUCAACCGCCUGUGAGGAAGCGCAGAGUGAACCCAGAGUUGGCGUUUUUGGGGAGCGAGUCUGAUAGUGACGACUAA